Messenger RNA from Corylus avellana, 1579 nucleotides. Lineage: Eukaryota; Viridiplantae; Streptophyta; Magnoliopsida; Fagales; Betulaceae. The record is from RefSeq and is a predicted model, not a curated record.
UCCGUCUCAUUCCCGGAGUGGAUUUUUAAAUGUUGCCACAAGCAUUUUGAAAAGGCUUGGAGUUGGCGGCAAUGGCAACGUUCCAGAAUGGCGGCAAUGGCAACAUUCUUCAACACUCCAACCCCCUUAAACCCCUGAAACCCCAUUCCCACUCACUCUCAAACCCACUCUCUCUUUUCUCCCAAACCCCAGACCCCAAACUCACCAUCACCGGACCUUCCAAGCUCUCCGGCCACGUCCCCAUAAGCGGCUCCAAGAACUCCGCAUUGUCGAUUCUCGCCGCCACCCUUUGCUGCUCGGGCACUUCCAAGCUUACCAACGUACCAAAUGUCUCCGAUACUCGAAUAAUGGCUUCGAUUUUGAGCUCAUUGGGCGCCCAAAUCGAAGUCUGUGACGACGAGUUCUUGGUUAACACUGACGGGGUCCGGUCCGUGGAGCCUAGCUCGGAUGGGAUUCGGAAGAUUAGAGCUGGGUUCUUUGUUAUUGGACCGUUGCUGGCACGGUUCGGCGAGGCCACCGUCGCGUUGCCCGGCGGGUGCGACAUCGGGGCUCGUCCGGUGGACUUGCACAUUCGUGGGCUUCGCGCUCUUGGUGCCGUUGUGGAAUUGAGGGAUGGGAAAGUUCAAGCACAUGCUGCAAAUGGCAGAGGAUUGGUAGGGGGGCGAUUCCAACUUGAUUAUCCCAGUGUUGGGGCAACUGAAACUCUUAUGAUGGCUGCAUGUAUGGCUGAUGGAGUGACUGUACUCUCAAAUGUUGCCCAAGAACCCGAAGUGCUUGAUCUUGCUCGUUUUCUUACUGACAGUGGGGCAUGUGUGGAAGGAGCUGGAAGUAACAAACUUGUUAUCAAGGGAAAGUGUCAAAUGCAUGGUUGUGAAUGUCCUAUUUCACCUGACCGCAUUGAAGCAGGCACCUUUAUGCUUGCUGCUGCAAUUAGUCGCUCUUGCAUCUCAAUGUCACCUGUCAUUCCUUGCCAUCUAAAAUGUUUGAUAGACAAACUUUCACUCGCUGGUUGCAAAGUCAGACAGUGCAACCAUGAAACUUUUGAGAUUUCAGCUGCCUCUACAGAUGUCAUUGAAGAUUUGCGAGCUUUUGAUUUUAAGACAGGGCCAUUUCCUGGGUUUCCUACAGAUCUCCAACCUCAAACAAUGGCUUUACUCACCACAUGCAGUGGUUCUAGUACCGUGGAGGAAUUUGUCUUUGAGAAACGUAUGGGUCAUGUAAAAGAACUGCUUAAGCUUGGGGCAAGAAUUCAGCUUUGUGGGAGCACUGCUCUAGUUUUUGGGAAAGAGAAAGGGAGCCGAUUGCGUGGUUCUCGGCUUGUUGCAACUGAUUUAAGAGGUGGGAUGUCACUGGUAUUAGCAGGAUUGGCAGCAGAAGGAACUACAGAGAUAACUGGCACUGCUCAUAUUGACAGGGGUUAUGAGAGUUUCGAGAAGAAGCUUCAGUUUCUAGGAGCUGAUGUCAAAAGAUCAAUCCCCCUUGCCUGUCAAAUGGCUUAGCCAUAUUUCUGUCUAAACUAGCUAACCAAAAACUAUUUUAUCUACUUUAGUUAAUGGCUUUUAAAAUACAUUCUACAUCC